AUGGUUAUUGAUUCUUCUCCUCUGUCUUUGUCUUUGCCUCAGCAGGGAACCCAGUCCAAGGAAGUGGGGGAGCGAACUGAUCGAUCCGAUGUUGUGGCCUCUGCCACGAAUCCCGACUCGUAUGCUAGAGCGUUAAUGGGGCCGGCAGGCAGGGCCCCAUCUCCGAAUCAAUUAAUUCAGUGGACUCCGGUGGGAGAGCAUGACUUGGUGCCGGAGGAACGAAAUGGAGAACCGACUCUGAGAGUUUCACCUGAUUUUAAGGCUAAGAUUUGUGCCCCAUGGCAACGAACCUUGGUGGUCCGCCUGCUUGGCUUGAGAAUUGGAUUUGUCACCAUGUGUAACCGAUUGAGAGGGCUGUGGCGACCUUGUGGCGCUAUGGAAGUGAAGGAUCUAGAUCAUGAUUGCUUCUUGGUGAAGCUUGACAAUGAACAAGACUAUUUCAGCGCUCUAACAGACGGCCCCUGGGUUAUUCACGAUCACUACCUUGUGGUUCAGAAAUGGACACCCAAGUUCAAGGUUUCGGACCCUCUUCCCAAGAUGAUGAUUGUCUGGGUGCAGCUUCCAGCUCUGAAGAUACACUUCUACCACAAAGAGAGGGUGGAGUAUGAGAAUCUCCCUGAAGUUUGUUUCAAGUGCGGCAAGAUCGGCCACCAGGCUGCAGGCUGCCCGCUGAACAGUCUGGCGGUUCCAGCUGUGGCGGUGAUGGUCGCCGGGAAUGCGUCGCCGGAGCUUGUGACGGCGGAGUCGAUCGAUUCCAACCCAGGAUUUGGACCAUGGAUGAUGGUCACGUGGAAAAGCCGGCGCAAUCCGAGGGAGAACCUACGAAAAGGAAAGUCAACGAAUGAGAUGAGCAAUCAUCUCCCGGGAUUUACAAACAAAACGGGGAAAGGCGGGGGGAUAAUCAAAGAUUCGCCGCAGGUAUUCCAUUCCAUGGCGAACCCUAAUGUUACUCUCCAGCAACGGACUUAUACUCAGGAAAGGAAAGGGAAGAAGGGCGGCGAGGAAGUUAAAAAAGGAAAAGAAAAAGUGGUGGUUGAAAGCAGCGGGCAAGGGGUUGGGCUUCUUGGGCCAGGGCCAAGUCGCCUGAACCCAACAAGUAAGUGUCCGAUCCGCCCCAAAGAGAAUAGCAAUGACAAGCCUUCUACCUCAGUGGCAUCCCUCCAGCCCAAAAUGACCAAGAGCGAAUGGAACGGUGAUGCAGAUUGUGGAGCACCAACAGGAUUCCCAGAACGACUGCGAUAA
Molecule: messenger RNA, 1242 nt
Organism: Linum tenue
Lineage: Eukaryota; Viridiplantae; Streptophyta; Magnoliopsida; Malpighiales; Linaceae
Source: the annotation of a GenBank genome assembly